Prorocentrum cordatum is the source of this 588-nucleotide messenger RNA. Lineage: Eukaryota; Dinophyceae; Prorocentrales; Prorocentraceae. The record is from the annotation of a GenBank genome assembly.
GACGCGUACUUCACGAGCUCCAGCGCGCUGGGCGUGGCCGACGGCGUCGGCUGCAUGGUGCAGUUUGCGUCGUAUGGCAUCAACGCAGCGGCCUACGCCGCGGAGCUCAUGGCCUCCGCCGACCUGGCGCUGCGCCCGGGCGGCGCGGCCGCGGCCGGGCCCGGGAGCCUGGAGGAGCGCGCGAGGGCGGCGCUCGCGGCGGCCGAGGGCAGCGCCGAGGCGUACGGCGCCUCCACCAUCUGCGUGCUGGCCAUGGAGGACAACAGCGUGGGCGUCGCCAACCUGGGAGACUCCGGCUUCAUGCACCUGCGCAAGGCGGCGAACGGCUGGAAGGUCGUCAAGAAGUCCGAGGAGCAGCAGCACAGCUGGAACUGCCCGUACCAGCUGACGAGACUUCCCCCGGCCCUGCUCAGCAGGUUCCCGAAGCUCUCUCUGGACAAGGCCGCGGAUUGCGAGACCUACCUCUUCGACGUGUGCCAAGGCGACCUGAUCCUCGUGUUCUCCGAUGGCCUCCACGACAACCUCUUCGAGCGCGAGAUCUUGUACAUCGUGGACUGUGCGUUGUCCCCGACGUUCGCCGACCUCAUG